UACCAAAGUUUCGUUGUUAAUAAAAGUUUUCUAUGGCAAGGUGUUAUAGAAAAAGAAAAACCAGUUAUUAUGCUACACGAUCCAGUUCACUUGUUUAAAAGUAUAAGAAAUAAUUGGUUUACGGAAAAAACACAAACAAUUAGUUUAAAAAUUAAUAAUCAACCUCUCUCUGGUGAUUGGUCUCACAUUGUUCAAUUAUAUAACAGACAGAAAACUUGUGUUGCCAAAACUACAAAGCUUUCACGCAAGUCAGUGUAUCCUAGUUUGAUUGAUAGACAAAAUGUUGCAAACAUGGUUGCUGUAUUUAAUGAAAAAACUGUUGCAGCAUUAAGAUUAGCUAAUUUUGAGAACACUGCCUGUUUUUUAGCACCAAUUGUUUCAUUAUGGAACAUGCUAAAUGUUAAGAGGAAAGAUUGUGAUGUUUUACUUAAUGAUAUCAAUAGGUCUCCUUUCCAGACACUCGAUGACCUUAGAUUUAAAGAAAUUUUAGCAUUUGCUGAUGCAACUUCUAAGAUGUCAGAGGGAAAGGGAUUAAAGCGUCAUAAUACUUUUACACCAGAAACAAAACAUGCUUUAGUUAACACCCUACAAGGAUUGGUGGAAUUAAUAAAAAAACUGCUUUCAGAAGAUCACCAAUAUGUUCUUCCCGGUAUUUUUCAAACAGAUCGUCUUGAAGGUGAAUUUGGCAUCUACAGACAACUAAGUGGCGGAAAUUAUUUUAUCUCAGCAGAACAAGUAUUGAACAGUUUGCACCUUCAGCGGUUAAAAUUAUUCAGCAAAAUAGUUUCUUUGGAUGAAACUGACAUUCAUUGCUCACGCAUACAUUCAGACUGUUGCACAAUGGAUCUAUUGGAAGAGGAUAUUAUUUAUUUAGAUGAAUGUUUAAUUAAUGCAGACAAUGAAUCUAUUAAUGAUCAGGAGAAUGCUGCCCUUUUUUAUAUGGCUGGUUAUGUACAGCACAAGAUCGAUCCGCAGCGUAUAGUUGAUACAACAACAUCACAAUCAGCUAGUUCUGAAUUUACAGAUUAUGUUUCACGUGGUAAAUUGCGUUAUCCUGGUGAUACUCUUCUCCAGUUUAUUUGUGUUUGUUAUCUACUGUUUAGCAGCGUUCCAAUGUCUGAAAAACGUUUUCAAUGUGUUGUUUAUUUAAAGAAAUUAUUUUUAUUCUUGCAUUCAACAUUACCAUUUGAUUUAGAAACAGACAGUAUAGGUAUUUCAAAAGUUAUAUCAAUAAUAACUAACUGUUUCUUAAAAGGUGUUACGACCCUUGAUAAUACAUCUGAUAUUGUUUCAUUAAACAUUGAGGACAGAAAAAGAAAGAAACUCAAUACUUAGUGGUCUGAUUAUUUAGUUGACGUUGGUGAUAUAAUUAAUAACGUUUUGAAAUGUAUUUAUGGCUUUAUAUUUAUAUGGUUUAAAAUUUGUUUAUAAUUAUAUAUUUAUUAUUAUGAUAUGAAUAUAUAGUAUGAUAAGUAGUGAUUAAUUAGUUUA
Molecule: messenger RNA, 1491 nt
Organism: Hydra vulgaris (swiftwater hydra)
Lineage: Eukaryota; Metazoa; Cnidaria; Hydrozoa; Anthoathecata; Hydridae
Source: RefSeq, a predicted model, not a curated record